AUCUCGAUAAUGCCCUCAUCUAUUAAUAUAUGCAGCUAUUAGGGUUUCUUGUUUGAAGACCCUAGCAAGACACAGACUUUGAGCAAAGCAGCCUCAUUUCUCCAAUAUGGCUAGAGGGUUGAAGAAACAUUUGAAGAGGCUCAAUGCCCCCAGGCAUUGGAUGCUUGACAAGCUUGGUGGUGCUUUUGCACCCAAGCCAUCGUCUGGUCCCCACAAGUCCAGGGAAUGCUUGCCAUUGAUCCUUAUUUUGCGAAACCGAUUGAAGUAUGCUCUCACCUAUAGAGAAGUCAUUGCUAUUCUUAUGCAGAGGCAUGUUAUGGUUGAUGGGAAGGUUAGGACGGAUAAGACCUAUCCAGCUGGUUUCAUGGAUGUUGUGUCCAUUCCUAAAACAAAUGAGGACUUCCGUCUACUUUACGACACCAAAGGGCGAUUUCGUCUCCAUGCCAUCACUGGCGAUGAAACCAAGUUCAAGCUCUGCAAGGUUCGAUCUGUCCAGUUUGGCCAGAAAGGUAUUCCAUACUUGAAUACAUAUGAUGGUCGUACUAUCCGUUACCCUGAUCCUUUGAUCAAGGCUAAUGACACCAUCAAGCUAGACCUUGAAAGCAACAAAAUUGUUGAUUUCAUCAAGUUUGAUGUUGGGAAUGUUGUCAUGGUCACUGGAGGGAGGAACAGAGGGCGAGUUGGAGUAAUUAAGAAUAGGGAGAAGCAUAAGGGCAGCUUUGAGACAAUCCAUGUUCAAGAUGCUGCUGGGCAUGAGUUUGCAACUCGUCUCGGCAAUGUCUUCACCAUCGGAAAAGGAACAAAGCCAUGGGUGUCCCUUCCUAAGGGUAAGGGUAUCAAGUUAUCCAUCAUUGAGGAAGCUAGGAAGAGGCUUGCUGCCCAAAAUGCUGCCUAAACUUUAGCAUAAGACAUCCAGAUAUGUAUUGCUGCAGUAGUUUUUUCUAAAGAUUAGCUGGAGUUGUUUAUUUAUGAAGAUGUGACCAAAAUUUUGAGAACUAUUUACUUCUUGCAAUUUAUCUUUUUUUCUGGGUGAUGUUUCCUACUUACCACCAGGCUUUAAAUUAUCGAAUACUCGGCCGUUUCAUGAAUAUUAGUGCUUUUGUUGGUUAAA
Messenger RNA from Gossypium raimondii (Peruvian cotton), 1111 nucleotides. Its product is annotated as 40S ribosomal protein S4. Bases 107 to 895 code for a protein of 262 amino acids. Gene Ontology annotation, molecular function: structural constituent of ribosome; RNA binding. Gene Ontology annotation, biological process: translation. Lineage: Eukaryota; Viridiplantae; Streptophyta; Magnoliopsida; Malvales; Malvaceae. The transcript is spliced from 5 exons. Gene Ontology annotation, cellular component: ribosome; cytosolic small ribosomal subunit. The record is from RefSeq and is a predicted model, not a curated record.